AUGUCCACCUACCUAAACGAACAUGCUCUCGGCUGUCCUACUAGCGAACAUCAUACACAUACACAUCAUACAUCAUACAGCAUCCCAUGCAGUUACAAUGAGUUAUGCAAUUGCAACAAUCACGCCCGUCAAUGCCGCUUCAAUAUGGAACUUUUCAAGCUCUCAGGUCGCAUCUCUGGUGGCGUUUGCCAAAAUUGUCGCCACUACACCACCGGCCGCCACUGUCACUACUGCAAGGAAGGCUACUACCGCGAUCCCUCCAAACCGCUGAACCACCGUCGUGUAUGCAAGCCCUGCGAAUGUCACCCAAUAGGUUCUUCGGGCAAAACUUGCAACAACACCUCUGGCCAAUGCCCCUGCAAGGAUGGUGUGACCGGUCUCACCUGCAAUCGCUGCGCGCGUGGCUAUCAACAGAGUCGUUCACACAUAGCGCCAUGCAUCAAAAUUCCCGCACGCAAAGCGAAUAUGUUGGAUACACAGAAUACCGCACCUGAUCCAGAUCCCCACGAUACCAAUGCACCUUAUCGCACUGAAGGUGGGAGGGAAUGCGAAAGAUGCAAAAUAAGCACAAAAAGGUUAAACCUCAACAAAUUCUGCAAAAGGGAUUACGCAAUAAUGGCGAAAGUGAUUGGACGCGAAGCGAGCACCGAAGUAACGAGCAGCAGCGAACAGUACACCAAAGAAAAUCAGCAAAUGGAUCCCGACGACGAAGCGGAAGCCAUGGAGUCCGAUUCGGUCGAAACGGUCAAAUACGAUAUACAAAUACAGGCGAUCUUCAAGCGUACCCCACUCGAAUACGCAACAACGAAUACAAUCCUAAAACGGGGUCCUUUGACCUGGAUCAUACCCAUUAAGAAUCUUGAAUGUCGUUGUCCCAGAAUCAAAAUGAAUCGCUCCUAUCUGAUACUGGGCAAAGAUUCGGAAUCGCCACCCGGCUAUCUGGGCAUUGGGCCGCGUUCCAUUGUGAUCGAGUGGAAGGAUGAAUGGUAUCGACGUAUGAAACGCUUCCAGCGACGUGCGCGAACGUGUCAGUAAAUGAAAUAAAAAUAAAGAAACACUCACACUUCCAUACAUGCACACGCAUACUUUAAAUGUAUUUGUAUUUAUAAUAAUAAUUUGAAAUAAUUCUUAAGGCAUAACUACUUAAAUGCAUUCAAAGUCGAACAAGCGCACUAAAACAUACAAACACACACACACAUAAAUAUACUUACCAACAUAAAUACGUAAUCGUAUGCGAUUGAAUGAAACUGAUAAUUUUUCGCUGUGUAAAAACUGAAUAUUUUUAUGGUACUUAAGUUUUAAUUUUGCAUAUAGAAGUGGCAAAAGCAACGACGUGCGCUAUUCUUAAUUAAUUAAUUUUUUACGCAUUAAUUUUCGCAUUUAUUUAUUUGUAUUAAUAUUGUUUAAUUUUUCGCUUACACUUAUUUAGGUUUAAUUAAAAAGAGAAAAAAAUGUAAUGAAUUUUGAAAUCAUAUGAAAAGCUGAAAAUUUGUGAAAUAUUAGGGCAGCUCCAAAUUCAGUGCAUCUUCUUGACAUUUGCAAAUUAUGUUGUACAUUUAGUUAUUGUGUGCCAUGGCGAUUUGCAAAUUUGAUUUUCUCUAUUUAGAAAACUGUUUAAGUAAUAUUUAUGUGUAAUUGAUUGAUAGAAAGAAAAAUUUGCUCUGAAAUUUCACGAAAACGUAAUUUUAUUUACCAGAGUAUUCAUGAUAAAAAUUUUACGAGAAGCAGUUCGAAGCAAAAAUAUUAAUGUUUAAUGCAAAACGAAUUAAAGUUACCCUUAAAAAAUUAUACGAAUAAUAAAAAUAGAUUUUAUUAUGACACGAAAAAAACAAUGGAGCAUGCAAAAGUAUCAGAAAUUAUAAGGCAAUUUUUCCCCCCGAAUUGUUUUCGGCUUUGUAUUUUAUUUUUAUUUGAAUUAAUUUGCUCUGAAUGAACUUUCGCUAAGGCCAGUUAUUUUUCAACCAAAGAAGUGAAAUAUAAUAUAUUCGUAUUUUCAUGGGGAAAAGAUGUUUAGAGGUGUACUAUCCAGCUCUGAGCGAAUUUGACCGAUAUGCCGACGUCAUUCGUUUUGUGUUUUACUAAGCUAAAGCUAAAUUUUGUAAAACACAAAACGAAUGACGUAGAAUCCAAGGUUAGGUUAGGUUGCUAAGGUUGCUCAAGGAAUGAGCACACUUGGACGAAGAAAAACGGUUUCGACCUUUGUGAUACCAUUAUGAAGGAGGUGAGGUGAAAGAGGAAGACCGAUGGGAUGCAGGGAGAGGGCGGGGAGAGGUGGUGCUAGGAUGGUUAGAAGGGUGGGCUUAGAAAGUGUCGAUUACGAACGAUGGCUGUGCUGCAUUUGCGUCAACCGCUUUGUGCUGCUGAUGAAAUUCAUCAGAUUUUUAAUGUCAACGCCAGCUAUAUCAGCAGGAGUAGCAAAGAAAUAAGAGCCAAGGAGAAGUUUCUGAGAUGAUUCCACCUCAUCCUCCAUACAUCCAUCGCAAAAAGAACUUGAAAUAAUCCAAGUCUCACACCAUGCAUUCCUCGCGCAUAGUGUCCUGUGAAGAGACCCACGAGAUUUGAGAGCUGAUAUUUUGUCAACCCCAGAAGCUCUCCCGAACGCCUCCGCUACACACGUGACCAGAAGGAUUUCGCGACCUUACAAGUUUGUGUACUUGCCCAACGCUCGCUGAAUUGGCGCCAUGCCCAUCUUUCCAGGAGCAGACCACAGAUAGUCAGGUGGAUCCCAAUUCUUUCCUUUCGUAUGGUAAUCAGGUCACAUGUCCCUUGUCUGGUCAGAUCAUCCGCCUCACAAUUUCCCGCAAUGUAGCUGUGACCAGGAACCUAGAUGAGGUUUGUGUCAAAGAAUUCGGACGCAGUCGAAAGUGAGGUCAGGCAUUCCCUGCCACGAGAGCCCCUAUUGCCGCUUGGCUAUCGGAGUAAAUAUUUACUUUCCUGACUGUUAGUACGCAUGUAAGCAGCCAAUCGGUAGCCUCCUUGAUUGCGGCUACCUCUGUCUGGAAUACACUGCAGUGGUCCGGUAACCUGAAUUUGAGUCUGAUGGUGAGCUCCUCGCAAAAAACUUAUCGGCCAACCUUUCCUUCCAACUUCGAUCCAUCCGUGAAUAAAUUCACCAGACCCUGUCCCCAAGUGUAGCCCCCCGUUCACUCUUCCCUUGAUGGAAUAUGAGUGAAGAAGUUAUGGUUGGACAUACACUGGAGGGUAUACACUGAUCCGUUGACAGGGGGCUGAACUCGAAGUUUCUAAGGAUGCUUGAGUGCCCAUAAGUGAGGUUGAGCUUAUAGCCCGAGUCCCUUAGUCUGAUUGCCGAACGUGUAGCGGCAAUUCUGCCUGCGUUGUCUACGGAUACCACAUUUAACAUUGCGUUGAGCGCCAGAGUAGGAGUCGUUCGAAGCGCCCCACUGAUUCCGAUGAGUGCCGACCUUUGAAAUCUCUCCAGCUUCUUAACCAAUGUCGUCCUCUCUAGUGAGUUCCACCAGACUAUGACUCCAUAAAACAAGAAGGCUUUACAAUAGUAUUAUACUGGUGUAGCCAAAAAAAAAACUCUAGGCGAAAGGCCCCAUCUUUUGCCAAUUGCCACACAAGACGCUUGUUGCCUUCCUCACUCUUUCCUCAAUAUUGGGCUUCCAUGUAAGCUUACUAUCAAGGACAAUACCUAGGCACCUCACCUUGUCAGAAAGCAUCAGAGGAGCACCCCCUAGUAAGGGAAGUUGAGCUCUGGGUAUUUUAUAUUUCCUCGUAAAUAGGACGAGCUCCGUCUUAAGAGCAUUCACCGACAGGCCGCAAUCCGUUGCCCAUCUAACAACUGCGUUCAGAUAUCCCUGCAUCAAGUUGGAGAGAGUAUCCCCAAGCACCCUUCAACAUUUUUUUCACCAUACCAAACGAGAAAACCUGGUAUCUAUCAUCCUUGCAAUAUUUUGUAAAAAAAAGCAUCUUUGGAACUCAUCAAAUCAAAAUAGUAGAUAUUUCUUAUUUUGAUUUAUGGUCUUAAGGAAUUCAUGACAAUGUCACUUUUUUUAUGCACUUUGAUGGAAAUGAUUUGUUCUUAACGAAUUCCCCACAAGCCUCAUAACGAAUUCCCCACAAGCCUAGAAAGUUGAUUAUUUCCCCUGAGUUCUUGUCGGUGUUGUAUUUUAAUUUCAUUUAAAUUAAUUUGUUCACAUGGAACUCCUGAUAAGAUAAGGCCAGUUGUUUCUCAAUCAAAUAAGUGAAAUAUUCUAUACAAAAAAUUCUUUUGGAACUUACAAAAUCAAAAAGGGGAAAUAAUUUGGAACCUAUGAAAAAAAUCUUUUGGCACUUAUGAAAUCACAAAUAUUUACGAAUGAUUUAUUCUUUAGGAACUCCCCGCAAAGCUACUUCUUUCGCCCUUGACUUCGUUUCGGUGUAGACUUUUAUUUCUCAUUGAACUGAGUAAAUUGUAUUAAUUUGCUUACAUGGAACUCCCGAUAAGAUAAGAUCAGUUAUUUUUCAAUCAAAAAAGUGAAAUAUUCUAUACAAAAAAAUCUUUUGGAACUUAUGAAAUGAAAAAAAGUAGAUAUUUUUACGUGGAAAUGCAUACAAACUCGAAUAUUUAUUUUAAAACUAAUUUAUAUUCUUAACAGAAAAAAUAAAAUAUUAUAAAAUAUAAAAUAAAAAAUAAUAUUUUUUUUAAUUAACGAAGCCCAAGAAAACAAAAGAGAAUAAAAAAGUGAAUAUUUUUGAAAAUGUAUUCAAACCAAAAAAAUCAAAAACAAAAAAAAGCAUGGCCCAAAGCCGAAUUAACAUUAAUGCAUUUUUUGUAUGUACUUGUAUAAUCUCUUUAAAUGUCUGCAAGAGGAUUUUAUGCCAUAAAUUUUGCCAUAACAGAACUAUUUGCUUAGACACUAUUGCAGAUCCUCCAUAUUUACACACACACUGUACACAUACCUACAUAGCAAACCUAGAAAAGUGAAAACUUAGCUUAUUUAUGUACAUACAUACAUAGUUGUGUGCGUAUAUUUAGUAGUAAAUGUAUGAAAUAACAAAUAGAACUGGAACAAUAAACCAUGCGCCAAUAAAUUACCUAAAAUAAACGAAUUAAAAAAAGAACAAAAACAAUAAAUAACGACGCACAUACCUAUACAUGCAUAUAUAUGCAAAAUAUAUGACACCACUACACGCACACAAGCAUUAAUGCAUACUUAAAUGGCAACAACAAUCAAAUGUACGAAAAAGCAAUAAAUGUUUAACACACCGCACAAUAAAAGUAUUAAAUAUUGAAAUUAAAUUUAUGUACUUAAAUACAAUAUACAUACAUAUACAUAUACAUAUAUAGAAUACGAGCGAAAACAAAUAAAACUAAAAUAAAAAAAAUAAUUAUGUAUAAAUAUUUAAAAAUAUUUUUAGCAAAUAAUUAUAAUAUUAUUAUGUAUAAGUGUGCAUUUAAAUUCAAAAAAAACAAAAAUCAAAUAGAAUAAUAAACCUAAACAAACAAAACACACGAAUAUUGGCAAUUCAAUGCUAAAUGCCAGGUACCAAUAGUGAAAAGCCAAUUUUCCCCCUUUUAAUAAAUGUUAACAAAUAAAUAAUUUAUUUAACGAUGUAAGCGACUUAAAGCUAAUCAAAUUGAAUAAAAAAUAAUAAUACGUAAUUUUGCUCUAUUUAGUUUCCAUUUAUUAGUUUUUUCUUUCCUAUUUUAUGAGUAUUUAAUUUUUAAUGCAAUAAAAAGUGUAAUAUUUACUAAAUAUAUAUAUACAUAUAAGCAUAAGUAUGUCGCAGGUUGCACAGAUCCGAAAAAUGUUGAUAAAUAAGAAUGUUAGAAAAUAAUGCUGCAGUUGAAAUCGCUUUGAAGUAUGGCCACUCUACUUAUGCAACUACAUACAAAAAAAAAGUUUUUUUUGUAAAUGUAUGUGAGCAAAUGAAUGUUUCAAUUUCGAAACUAAACUUGUAAUGUUUUAAUGUCCACAGCAAAUAAAUAAAACGAAUAAAUAUUAAUGAUGUAC
This is a messenger RNA of Anastrepha ludens (Mexican fruit fly), 5960 nucleotides long. RefSeq names its product netrin-A-like. The record is from RefSeq and is a predicted model, not a curated record. The transcript has 7 exons. Gene Ontology annotation, molecular function: protein binding. NCBI's taxonomy places the organism in Eukaryota, Metazoa, Arthropoda, Insecta, Diptera, Tephritidae. The coding region runs from base 1 to 1035 and encodes 344 amino acids.